AUGUCGUUGUUGUAUCGCAAAUAUCGUGAUAGUUCUAUUCAUCCACAAAAAGGUGUUGAUGAGAAAAUUAAUGGAGUUUUGACCGUUUCAAAAGAUGAUCAAGAACAUCUCAAAUUUCCAAAAUGGGCCCCAGCUUGGGAUUCGAAAGAUAACCACGGCUUUCAAAACCCCAGACCAUUUAAGUUCAUUGAUAGAGGUUUUUACGGGGACCCAAGCUUUGAAUCUUUGAGAAGCAUUGAAGGUGUUGUGUUUAAGAAAAUUAGUCCAAAUUUGGGGUUAGAAGUCAAUGGAAUUCAAUUGAGUUCGUUGUCUGAUAAGCAGAAAGAUGACCUUGCACUAUUAGUCGAACAACGCGGAGUUGUUGCAUUCAGAAAUCAAGAUUUUAAGCAUCAAUCCUUUGAAGAAAUUAAGGAAUGGGGAAGUUAUUUUGGUCCAUUGCAUGUGCACCCUACCUCAGGUGCCCCUUUAGAUCAGCCUGAAUUUCACUUGACAUUCAGAAGAGGAAGUAAAAAAGAGCAUGAACGUUUUUUCAAUGAUCGCUUGAACAAUGUUGGUUGGCAUACUGAUGUCAGCUACGAAAAUCAACCACCUGGAAUUACACUUUUUGCUAUGCUUCAAACAGGAGAGUCUGGUGGUGACACUCAAUUCAUUGACACUAUUGAGGUUUACAAUAGAUUAUCACCCUUACUCAAAGAUAAGCUGGAUGGACUGGAGGUGAUACAUACAUCUAAAGAUCAAGCUGCAGCCGCUAGAGAAGAAGGAGGUAUUGAAAGAAAGGAACCAAUUGACUCAAUUCACCCACUAGUCAGAUAUCAUCCGGUUUUGAAAAAGAAAAGCAUUUUUGCUCAUAGAGGUUUCUCAAGAAGAAUAUUAGGAUUGAAACCAGAAGAAAGUGAUAAUUUGUUGCUGUUCUUAUUUAAACAUACAAAUUCAUGCUUGGAUGCUCAUGUUAGACUUAGCUGGGAUGAAAAUACCGUUGUUAUCUGGGACAACCGUAGGGUGCUACACACUAGGACCCUUGACUGGGAUAGCGAGGAUAUCCGUCACGCAUUUAGACUGACCACUUUAGCAGAAAGACCAGUAGGGAGUCAAAAAGAAUACGACAAUUGGUCCCCAGAGCUAGAGGAAGAAAAUCUGAAAGUAGUCGACCAUUAUAUAAACCUUACUCCUCAAGAGUAUUUCGAUGAAGUUUUAUCGAAAAAGCUAUGA
Messenger RNA from Pichia membranifaciens NRRL Y-2026, 1209 nucleotides. RefSeq lists its product as hypothetical. Gene Ontology annotation, cellular component: cytoplasm. The transcript has a single exon. Bases 1 to 1209 code for a protein of 402 amino acids. The record is from RefSeq and is a predicted model, not a curated record. NCBI's taxonomy places the organism in Eukaryota, Fungi, Ascomycota, Pichiomycetes, Pichiales, Pichiaceae. Gene Ontology annotation, molecular function: sulfonate dioxygenase activity. Gene Ontology annotation, biological process: sulfur compound catabolic process.